Messenger RNA from Pseudocercospora fijiensis CIRAD86, 1750 nucleotides. RefSeq lists its product as uncharacterized. Gene Ontology annotation, cellular component: mitochondrion. The coding region runs from base 174 to 1652 and encodes 492 amino acids. The transcript has a single exon. Gene Ontology annotation, molecular function: manganese ion binding; metalloaminopeptidase activity. The record is from RefSeq and is a predicted model, not a curated record. Lineage: Eukaryota; Fungi; Ascomycota; Dothideomycetes; Mycosphaerellales; Mycosphaerellaceae.
GCGACGUAGAUAUUUUCAAUAAUAGCGUUGCAGUGUGAGCAGGCGACUACAGUACACCAAGAAGACACAAAAGUUAGACUCAGUCGCGUGCCGAUGCUCCGGCCCAUACACUAUAUAUCACUCCACAUCUUCUCUGCCGAUCCCAUUCACAUCACACCCCUCUACCAUCCAGAAUGAAGAGGACACUCGUGCCGCGAUUACGGGUAAUACAACGACCAUCACCCACAUUCCGCAGCAGACCUUCCUUCUUCAGCACAUCCUCACGAAAGCCUCACGAAAUCGUCUCCGCCUCAGAAAUCCAAUUCGGCCAGCCACUCCACGAAACACACCCGCACAUAAUCGCACCCGGCCACCUCACCCCAGGAAUCUCAGCUCUAGAAUACCAUCACCGUCGCGCAGCUCUCGCCCGCAAACUCCCACGAAACAGCGUCGCCAUCCUCGCCUCCGCCAACACGAAAUUCCGUUCCGGCGCAGUCUUCUACGAAUUCCACCAAGAUCCCAACUUCUUCUACCUCACAGGCUUCAAUGAGCCCGAAGCCGUCGCAGUCAUCGAAAAGGGACAAAGCGAUGUAGAAUACACGUUUCACCUGUACGUGCGACCGAAAGACGAAAGAGCAGAAUUAUGGGAUGGAGCGAGGUCGGGAGUUCAAGCGGCGCAAGAUGUGUUUAAUGCGGAUGAAGCAGGGGAUGUUGAGAAUAUUGGGAACGUGAUGCCUGAGAUUCUCGCGAGUGCUAAGGAGGUGUUUACGGAUAUAGGCGGGAGUGUGAUGAAAGGUGGUGCGUUUAGUCGGUUCGUCGCAGGGAAUUCGCUGCCCAAGGUUGAUGGGUUGGCGAAGUUGUUGCAGGCUGCGAGUGUCAGGCCUUUGAGACCUGUGCUGAAUGCGUUGAGGUUGAAGAAGAGUGAGGCGGAGCUGGAUUGUAUGAGGAGGGCGGGCAGUGUUUCUGGGAGUGUGAUUACUGAGGCAAUGAAAGGGGUGCCGGCGAGUGAGAAACAGCUUUGGGCGGAUCUCGCGUAUGGAUUCAGGAGUAAUGGACUUGAUGGGGAGGCGUAUGUUCCUGUGAUCGCGGGAGGGAAGAAUGCGUUAAGUAUACAUUAUGUUAGGAAUGAUGCUCUGCUGCAGGAGGGUGAGGUUGUGCUUGUCGAUGCUGGCGGAGAGUAUGGUGGAUAUAUCACGGACAUUACGAGGACGUGGCCUGUCAACGGUCGUUUCACGGACGCGCAAAAAGACAUGUAUAACAUGAUCUUGAACGUGCAGAAGAGCUGCGUUGCGCUCUGUCAUGAGGAUGCGAAUAUGACUCUGGACAAACUACAUCGGAUAUCUGAGAACGGGCUUCGAGAUGGUCUAAAGUCGUUGGGUUUCGAUGUGACUGGCGAUGCUAUGGAUAAGCUGUUUCCGCAUCAUGUCGGGCACUACAUUGGACUGGACGUCCAUGACGCUCCAGGUCAUUCCAGGAGCGAACGAUUACGGCAGAAUCACUGCAUCACGAUCGAACCUGGAGUUUACGUGUCGAACGAGGAGAGAUGGCCGGCGCAUUUCAGAGGACUGGGCAUUAGAAUAGAGGACUCCGUUGUGAUUGGGGAAACUUCGCCAGAGGUGCUGACACGGACAGCCAUGAAGGAGGCUGAUGCAAUAGAGGCAUUGAGGCGAUGACCGCCGGUCUGAAGAAUGCUUUAACCAUUCCUGGCACCACUGCUUAGCAAAGUCUGUGGUAGGACUCUGUUGGCAAGACCGUGUUCUAAUUCUAAUUC